AUGGCCGGGGCGGGUUCGGCGGCGGUGUCGGGGGCCGGCACGCCCGUGGCGGGGCCCGCCGGCCGGGACCUGUUCGCCGAGGGGCUGCUGGAGUUCCUGCGGCCGGCGGUGCAGCAGCUCGACUCGCAUGUGCACGCCGUCAGAGAGAGCCAGGUGGAGCUGCGGGAGCAGAUCGACAACCUGGCCACAGAGCUGUGCCGCAUCAACGAGGACCAGAAGGUGGCAUUGGAUCUGGAUCCCUACGUGAAGAAGCUGCUGAACGCGCGGCGGAGGGUGGUCCUGGUCAACAACAUUCUGCAGAACGCUCAGGAGCGGCUGCGGCGGCUGAACCACAGCGUGGCCAAGGAGACGGCGCGACGCCGGGCCAUGCUGGACGGGGGUUCCUAUCCCCCCGGCUCCCCCAGCAAGUGAUGCGUCCUUGGACCCGCCCGCGCCCAGGGGACCCAGGAGAAGAACCGGGGCCGGGAGGGCGGCACCCCUUCCCCGCGACGACCGGGGUGGCGGUCUGCGGGCCGCCCGCCCACCCCGGGACGACCCCGGUGACCCCCCCUUCCCAGGUGGGGGAAGAGGGACAGAAUGGAGAGAUGGUGGAGGGGCCCUACAGGCCACGGGGUCGGGGAGGGAACCGUUUUCAAGGGGUAGAACGUUUAAUUGUUUUCUAAAAAAUAAACCACAAAUACCACAAA
Molecule: messenger RNA, 686 nt
Organism: Ornithorhynchus anatinus (platypus)
Lineage: Eukaryota; Metazoa; Chordata; Mammalia; Monotremata; Ornithorhynchidae
Gene: SNAPIN
Product: SNAP associated protein
Exons: 4
Coding region: 1-411 (136 amino acids)
Biological process (GO): synaptic vesicle exocytosis; lysosome localization; regulation of synaptic vesicle exocytosis
Cellular component (GO): synaptic vesicle; BORC complex; BLOC-1 complex
Molecular function (GO): SNARE binding
Source: RefSeq, a predicted model, not a curated record